CCUCCUAAAUCACCAUUCGCUUUCUCUCGUCCUAGCUAGCUACUUCGUGAUCUCAACUCCAACAAAGUACGCCGUGUACCUUGCAACCAGAAAAUUGGAAAUAGUGCGGUCAGCUGAGCCUAUAGCACAUUCCAAACCAGGAAAAAGAAAAGAAAAAAAAAAGCAAUAAAUAAAUAAAUAAAUAUGCACAAGCAUAAAUCAGCAGUAGUUGCUCGAAGAGCCUGGAAUUCCCUCCGGCUGGCCUUGCUAUGGGCUAGAAGAGGUGAACAUUUCAAGAACAGGCGGCUGAUGGUGGAUCUGCGUUUACUUCCCAAGUUCAUCAACAGAACCCUCGGAACCACCUCCUCCAGCAACGACUAUUAUCGUCAUCGACGGGGUGCUCUCCAUUACGGCGAGCGGCAGCUUUCAUUCGACGAUACUCCCGUCAUACACUUCAAGAUGCAUCGUCCUUCUUCCCUGCGAUUCAAGAUGCCCAACAUUCCCUGCAUUACUGGUGCCCCCCAGGUGGAUUUCGACGACUAUGAUUUUGAUCGCCACGAUUGUAGUGGUACCGGUCAUGAUAUGUACUAUCUUUCUGAAGCCCACAAUGAUGUAGCGCUCUCCAGGAAGAGUAUUCUCCUAAAGGCAGCAGGCGAUUACAUUACCAGUGACGAAGAAGAAGAAGGAGAUGAUGAUGAUCGUUCCAAUACUAUGGUUUGUGAUCAUCAAGAAACCAACGAAACUCCUCGUAGCUGUGACGAUGGAAUCGAUUUGAAGGCGGAGCAGUUCAUUGCUAACUUCUACCGACAAAUCAAGCUCCAGAGACAAAUAUCGUAUCUGCAAUAUCAUGACAUGAUUAGUCGGGGUGCGAGCUAGAAAUUGCUCGGUGAAACAGCUGUCGCCUCCAAUCUAUUCCAUACCCGUCGACGCCACCCGCUGCUCAAAUUUUUUUUUUUUUUUUUUUUGACUUCACACAUUUACACCAAAUUCCUUUCUAUAAUAGUUUACUCCGAUGAGCA
Messenger RNA from Coffea arabica (coffee), 998 nucleotides. RefSeq lists its product as uncharacterized. Lineage: Eukaryota; Viridiplantae; Streptophyta; Magnoliopsida; Gentianales; Rubiaceae. The record is from RefSeq and is a predicted model, not a curated record.